AAUUUCCUACCUGUCCGAAAGUUUCUCUUCAGGGUUUGAACAAAAAAAUCCCUCUUUAUUUUGAAUUUCAUUGUACCGUUGUUUUUUUUCUUCUUCUCUCUCUCUCUCUCCUCUCUCUCUCUAGAACACACAGUACACACACUGACAUCCGCUUACUUUUUUUUUCCGAAUUCGCCGAACAUCAGCAGAUCCUUUUGUUUCUCUACUGUUGUUGUACGUACAGAUAUAUCUGAAUUUUCUUUUCGAUCUGCAAAUGCGGGUUGAUUUGAUCGGUCGGAAUUGUAUUUCUGUUGUCCGAUUGGAAAUCGUCAAGCUCGGCUGGUCAUUGAUUUCAUACUGGAUUGGGACGGUGCCUACCUCAUUAUCGGGUAGCAUAUAAUGAUUUGGGGAAGACCUCUUGGAGAACAUUGCCUACAUCUCCGUAUUGGCCUAUGCAGAUUUUUGUCAAGAAAUUAUGGAAAGUGAUAAGACAAGCCAAACCACUGAAUCAGAUGGUGUCAGAAACAGUGUACCAAGAGCUCGACCUUUACAUGGGAGGACAAGUGGCCCUACACGGCGUUCCACUAAGGGACAAUGGACCGCGGAAGAGGACGAGAUAUUGCGAAUGGCUGUUGAACGCUUCAAAGGAAAAAACUGGAAAAAGAUAGCGGAGUGUUUCAAGGAUCGAACAGAUGUACAGUGCUUACAUAGGUGGCAGAAGGUUCUUAAUCCGGAUCUUGUCAAAGGUCCAUGGUCGAAAGAGGAGGAUGAAAUAAUGAUUGAAUUGGUGGAAAGAUAUGGGCCAAAAAAGUGGUCUACGAUUUCACAGCAUCUUCCUGGGCGUAUUGGAAAGCAAUGUCGAGAAAGGUGGCACAACCAUCUUAAUCCCAACAUAAACAAAGAAGCUUGGACACAAGACGAGGAAUUGGCUUUGAUUCAAGCUCAUCAAAUGUAUGGAAACAAGUGGGCAGAGUUAACUAAGUUCUUGCCUGGGAGAACUGACAAUGCAAUAAAAAACCAUUGGAAUAGUUCUGUCAAAAAGAAACUGGACAUGUAUUUGGCUUCAGGAUUGCUCUCACAGUUCCAAGGUCUGCCUCCCGUUAGCCAUCCUAAUCAUUCGGCAGCUUCCUCUUCUUCUAAGGCACAACAAAGUAGUGAAGACAAUACUGUUGUUAAAGGUGAAGCAGAAGUGGAGGAAGCUUCUGAAUGCAGUCAAGGUUCGACUCUUGCCGGUUUGUCUCAAUCUACAAACAACAACACAGUUGCACAUCACACAGGGGACUGCAGAGCGAUCGAAGAAUCAAGUUCUAUUCCUUGUUCCGAAGAUUAUCGUCCCACAUAUCAAGAAGCUACGUUUGCGCCAUCAGAAGUACCUUGUGAACUGAAUGACAAGUUCCUUGAACAUGAUUUCUCUGUAGAUUGGGGGGCCUUUGCAGGGAAAGAUUGGCAACUGAAUCCGAAUGAGCUACCUGACCUGUCUUUGCUUGAUCUAGGGCAAGAGUCACCUGGAGUUUUCUUGCCAUCAAUAAGUGGCCAAGACGACCAUGGAGCAGUACCCUUUCGGCAAGAGUCUUCUGCUGCAUUAGAUGCUUGUACUUCCAUGGUAAACAUGGUUGAGGGUACUACUUCAGACUGCAGGAUGGUAUACCCUGAGGCUGACAAUGGCGGAUGUUAUCCCUCGGAAAAUGUUAACAGCAACAUUAAUGGACCUGCAGAUUCAUUGCUUCAUAAUUGUUCGAAUUUCCAGAUUACUGAAGAUGGGAAAUUUGCUUCACAAUCUUGUUAUAUGCCAUCAGAUAUGCUGGUCAAUUCGUUCGCUCAACCUCAGUCCUUCCCUACUGAACUUCAAACAGUCGAGGGUUCGUUCAUGUUCAAUAUGAAUCCAAAUCAGUAUAGUUAUUCACAGCUGAAUGAAGAGGAGCCUAUUCCACCAAGUUCACACAAUGACUUUAUCUAUUCCAAGGAUUCUGGUUGCUCUCUCCGUGUAGAUAACUCCGAUGAGGCAAAGGAAUCGCCAAAGAAAGUUAUGGCUAAUGAUUUUGUCUUGGCACCAUCCAGUGAUUCACAGUGCUGUUCUUCCAUGGAUAAAGAUAUUCAAACUGUAAAGCAGAAUGAUUCUGGAGCUUUGUUCUACGAGCCUCCUCGUUUUCCAAGUUUGGAUAUACCCUUUUUCAGUUGUGAUCUGAUACAAUCAGGCAGUGAAAUGCAUCAAGAAUACAGUCCACUCGGCAUCCGCCAACUGAUGAUGUCAUCCAUGACUCCAUUCAAGCUGUGGGAUUCCCCAUCUAGAGGUGAUAAUAGCCCCGAUGCUGUGCUAAAAACUGCUGCAAAAACUUUUACAGGCACACCAUCGAUACUUAAGAAAAGACACCGUGAUUUGCUGUCUCCUUUGUCAGAAAAAAGAGGUGAAAAGAAGCUUGAAGCUUGCUUAAAGCAAGGGUCAUUUUCCAAUCCAACCAAUGAAUUUUCCCGAUUAGAGGUUAUGUUUGAUGAACUUAUAGACGAAGAAGGACAAGUGCUGUCAUUAUCUCCCAACAAAAGAAACUUUGGAGCGUCUUGUACUGAAAAAGAAAAUGCAACUCCUUGUGGACAGGCGGCAAACGAGAGCAAUGGGAGCAUGAUCGUUUCAGAAAGCAAAUUUUCAUCGAAUGAGUUAAAUGGCACUGUGUGUUUGAACAAGACAAAUGAACUUGCUGUUGCAGAUGUCAGAACCAAGGGUGGAGAUAAUGAUUCAAUAGAAACAGCAAAAGAGCUUUCAGGAGUUCUUGUUGACCACAAUACGAAUGACAUCAUAUUCUUUUCCCCGGACCGUUUCGGAAUUAAGACCGAUAGAGCACUCGGUCUAAGUGCCAGAGCUCUUGGGAAUCGGUACGCUCGAAGAUUCGACGCUGCAUCGAAGAACGGAGCUGUUUUGUCUUCCGCCGAGUCGUGCUUUUCUGUUCUUUGCUCUCCUCGGCCUUGCGCAAAGAAGGAUGGGACUAAUUUGGUCUCGACUCCCUUGGAGAAAAAAAUCGAAAGUUCUGGAAAAGGUGUUGCUUCUGAAAGCAAUAGCAUAUUUACGGAGACGCCGUUUAAGAGGAGUUUGGAAUCUCCUUCACCGUGGAAGUCACCUUGGUUUAUCAACACUUUUGUGCCAGGGCCAAGAGUCGAUACGGAUAUAACAAUCGAGGACAUCGGUUACUUUCUGAGCCCAGGUGACCGAAGUUAUGAUGCCAUUGGGUUAAUGAAGCAAUUAGGCGAGCAGACAGCUGGCGCUUUAGCUGAUGCACAGGAUGUUAUGGGAGGUGAUACUCCUGAAACAAUAAUGAUGGGGAAAAGCUCCGUAAAUCAGGAAGAAGAAGAAAAGGAGAACAACAAUUGCAGUCCAAACUCUCCGAAACAACAUGAUUCAAGUUUGGCUUCAAAUUUCAUGACGGAGAGACGGACUCUUGAUUUUAGCGAAUGUGGAACGCCCGGGAAGGAAACCGGAAAAUCAUCGAGCAGUACAAGUUUCUCGAGCCCCUCUUCUUAUCUGCUGAAGAGUUGCAGGUAGUGUAAUUUCUUAAUAAUCUUUAAAAUUUGUGCAAGUCAAUCUAUGUUUUGUCUGAUUCAGUAUAAAUAUAUAUGUAUGGUAUUAGUCAUUGAUUUCUACUUUGCAAAAACAUUAGUUGCAAAUAUAUGAAUUUAUUAUUCUUGA
Messenger RNA from Erythranthe guttata (spotted monkey flower), 3655 nucleotides. Its product is annotated as transcription factor MYB3R-1. NCBI's taxonomy places the organism in Eukaryota, Viridiplantae, Streptophyta, Magnoliopsida, Lamiales, Phrymaceae. Gene Ontology annotation, biological process: regulation of DNA-templated transcription. The record is from RefSeq and is a predicted model, not a curated record. Gene Ontology annotation, molecular function: RNA polymerase II cis-regulatory region sequence-specific DNA binding; DNA-binding transcription factor activity, RNA polymerase II-specific. Gene Ontology annotation, cellular component: nucleus.